CCAAAACCGUGUGAACGUACAUCAACUCCUUUAUUAUACAUACAAUAUCUAUAUAUAUGUAUAUGUAUAUAAUUUCUGCUCACUCCGACAAUCUAUAAAUUACAACCACCUACUAAAGCCCAACUACAAUAUUUGUCUCCAAAUUUUUUCUCUAGUUCACAUUCCCUUUCCCUCUUUCUCUUUCUAUAUGUAUAGUCUUUGACUCCAUAUAUACUUACGCUUUGAAUCUGUAUUUUAUCCAGUCACCAGUUCAAUCUUGAAGAAUCUGUAAUUCUUUCUCCCGUUCAAUUACGAGUUUGUUUUCUUGCGUAUUGAGGAGUCAUGUUGUUAAGAAAACACAUAAUUGGCUUGAUAAUGGUGACGAUUAUGGAGGUAUUGGCGAUGAAGAAAUGCAUAGCGUCAGAGAUCAACAGAAGCAGUUUCCCGCCGGGUUUUGUGUUUGGGACCGCUUCUUCUGCUUUCCAGUACGAAGGGGCAGUGAAAGAGGAUGGAAGAGGACCCACCGUUUGGGACAAAUUUUCACAUUCUUUUGGUAAAAUUGCAGAUUUUAGUAAUGCUGAUGUCGCAGUGGAUCAGUAUCAUCUCUACGAGGUAAACUCCCAUACCAGAUACAUACAUACAUAUAAAGGAAAGAUUUAUAAUAACAGCUUGUGGUGGAAACAGGGAGAUGUACAACUUAUGAAGGAUAUGGGAAUGGAUGCCUACAGAUUUUCAAUCGCUUGGUCUAGGAUUUUUCCCAAUGGAACUGGUGAAAUAAAUCAGGCAGGAGUGGAUCACUACAACAAUCUCAUCAAUGCUUUACUUGCUAAAGGAAUUGAACCAUACAUCACGCUUUACCAUUGGGACCUUCCUCAAGCGCUUGAAGAUAGAUACAAUGGAUGGCUGAGUCCACAAAUUAUAAACGACUUUGCAGUAUAUGCAGAGACUUGUUUUGAGAAAUUUGGUGAUAGGGUGAAGCAUUGGAUUACAUUCAAUGAGCCUCACACAUUCGCCAUACAAGGUUAUGAUGUAGGCCUCCAGGCGCCAGGACGCUGCUCUAUUUUGCUUCGUACCUUUUGCAGGGCAGGGAACUCUGCAACAGAACCUUACAUUGUUGCCCACAAUGUCCUCCUUUCUCAUGCAACAGUUGCUGAUAUUUAUAGGAAAAAGUACAAGCCAAAUCAACAUGGAUCACUUGGGUUAUCAUUUGACGUAAUUUGGUAUGAACCAAAGAAAAACACCACAGAAGACAUUGAAGCAUCUCAAAGAGCCCAAGAUUUUCAGCUUGGCUGGUUUUUGGAGCCUUUGUUUUUUGGAGAUUAUCCAAUAUCAAUGAGGAGUAGGGUAGGAAGCCGACUGCCUAAGUUUACCACCUAUGAGACUGAUCUUGUUAAGGGUUCUUUGGAUUUUGUUGGAAUUAAUCACUACACUACAUUUUAUGCAACAAACAAUAAAACUGGUAUAAUUGGUUUUCUACUUAAUGACACUGUUGCAGACUCGGGUGCUUUUACCCUUCCAUUUAAAGAUGGAAAAGCAAUUGGAGACAGGGCAAAUUCUAUAUGGUUGUACAUAGUACCUCAAAGCAUGAGAAGCCUAAUGAAUUAUAUCAAGAAAAAAUAUGGAAACCCAAUAGUGAUUAUCACUGAGAAUGGGAUGGAUGACCCGAAUAAUCCUCUAAUCUCCCGAAAUAACGCAUUAAAAGACGAAAAGAGAAUCAGAUACCAUAACGAUUAUCUAACCAACUUACUUGCUGCUAUCAAAGAGGACGGAUGCAAUGUAAAAGGGUAUUUUGUUUGGUCUUUGCUGGACAACUGGGAAUGGGCAGCGGGGUACACUUCAAGAUUUGGUCUGUAUUUUGUGGACUACAAUGAUAAGCUGAAGAGAUAUCCAAAGAGUUCUGUUCAAUGGUUCAAGAACUUCCUUACUCCUACUAGAUCAAACUAGUUUGUUCUUAAUUAGAAGGAAAUGAUGCAAUUUGAUCUCA
This is a messenger RNA of Carica papaya (papaya), 1963 nucleotides long. NCBI's taxonomy places the organism in Eukaryota, Viridiplantae, Streptophyta, Magnoliopsida, Brassicales, Caricaceae. The record is from RefSeq and is a predicted model, not a curated record.